AUGGACCUCUCUUCCCUCGAAGGCCCUCCUAUCCUCGACCAACCUCACGCCAGAGACCCUCCCUCCGUGCAUCUUGCCGCCCUCCCCUCUUUAGGGCUUCCUCCUCGACCAGCCUCGGCAGACGCCGUCUCUCGCAUCUACUCCUUACAAUCACAACCGCAAUCGCAGACCCCCUCACACGGUUACUCGCGCUCUCAAUCGCAUCUCAUCCCAUACCCCCAAAUCCCCUCUUCCCACAGUCUCUCCCCCAACGCCAACCCGGACAGCAACCUGCCGCCGCACUACCGGCGCGCCCGCACCCCCAGCCCAACACCCAUGUCGUUGGCAUCGUCUUCUCCGAGCCCCAACAGCUCGCGUCACACCCGACGGGCUCCGUCCCCGCAACGUCUCGUUUGGCUGGACGCCGAGAAAAGCUGGGUCAUCGUCUCGGGGUCGCAGACGUCGGUGUAUCGGCCCUCUAGCCAUGGGUGUCACUGCGGGGGAGGCAACGGUAUUGGUGUCGGGAUGAGUGCGAAUAUGUCCUCCACGAACACAAACGCAAACCUGAACCCGAACACGAUGAUGCCUACCAUGAACAUCAACCCUGUUGCGGACCUCUAUCCCUCUCCGAUGAUGGACGCGCCGCCCCCUUACGAGAGUCAUGUUUUCGAUAAGCCGCUGGUGCAGGUCCAAGGGCCCGGGGGAAGUCGUCGCAGACGAACCAACGAGUCCGCUGCUGAGUCGGCCUCGGGGUCUGGCUCUGACGGGGAGCCCUCCAGAGGUCGCACCGGGGGAUCUCGGUGGACGGCGGUGGCGAGACGGUUGAGAGCAUCGCCGGUUAGAUGA
This is a messenger RNA of Aspergillus steynii IBT 23096, 825 nucleotides long. RefSeq lists its product as uncharacterized. The transcript has a single exon. NCBI's taxonomy places the organism in Eukaryota, Fungi, Ascomycota, Eurotiomycetes, Eurotiales, Aspergillaceae. Bases 1 to 825 code for a protein of 274 amino acids. The record is from RefSeq and is a predicted model, not a curated record.